Messenger RNA from Cladophialophora psammophila CBS 110553, 753 nucleotides. RefSeq lists its product as uncharacterized. The record is from RefSeq and is a predicted model, not a curated record. The transcript has a single exon. Bases 1 to 753 code for a protein of 250 amino acids. Lineage: Eukaryota; Fungi; Ascomycota; Eurotiomycetes; Chaetothyriales; Herpotrichiellaceae.
AUGCGCUGGAUGCUGAGCUGGGUGGCUGGUCCUGAAGGCUACUACAAUUCCAACCCGGGCCACGCAGUCCUUAGCCACGACGCUUCGGUUGGCUUUAUGGGCCUGCCCUCGGGCAACAAACAAAGAGGACUCCACUACCAUCAAGUGACGGAGAUCUAUGUUAUCCUGAAGGGCGAGGUGUUGGGAUGGGAUGGAUAUGGUGAAAGUCAUAAAGCAGGGCCCUUCGACUGCAUAUACAUCCCGGCCACGGUUCCCCACAGCGUUCGAGCGUAUGGAGAUGAAGACGUGGAGCUGAUAUGGGUGCAUGAUGCGAUCGAGAAAAAGGGCACCUCUGUUUACUGGGAUUCGGCCAUGCCGAAUCCCCAGGAUGAGUCGCAACGCAAGAUCCAGGUGGUGCCUUUCAAAGACCUCGAACCUCGGUGGAAUCAACUGGUCGGACAGCAAUAUUGGGAGAUCACCUACGUCGCGCCCACGCAGGAGACUGCAAGUCCCGAGCCGCAAUUGAAGAUCCAGAAUGACACUGUGGCACUGGGGCUGCUGGUGAUUCCCCCGGCCCAAAAGUAUGUGGUACAAGGCAGCAGCCGCAGUGAGCUGAACGUGGUUAUCCGGGGCAAAGCAGUCACCAAUAUUGGAGGAAACCAGGAGCUUAACACCAUGGAUGCCAUCUACGUCCCAGCGGGCCAAACAGGCACCUUGCGCAACCAUGGUAGCGAGGUGACUUAUGUCGUCAGGGUCCAGGAAAAGUCUCAUUAG